AUGACAAAAGACCGACAAGCGCGCAAGCGGCCCUUCGCGGGCUUCAUGAAGCGCCUCGCCAACCUCAAAUCCUCGUCCGACUCGCCCAGCGCCUCGAGUAAGAAGAGUUCGGGCAGCACACCGUCCAAGUCGAAGAAGGCAGCAGCAAAGAACAACCCGUACCCAGAGUCGGGCCACGGAAACGGUAACGGGAACGGUAACGGCAACGGCAACGGCAACAGCAACGCGAAUGGAGAUCGCCUCUCCUUUUCCAGCCCCGUCACCCCACGCUCGGCCGAGAGCUUCACUUCAGUGGAUGAGAGCAAUGACGCCAACCAGCAUCGCGCGCUCGCGAAGAGCAACAAGUCUACUGCGCCGACUGUAGCCACGAACCCCGAGACGGUCCACUCAGGAAGGUCCAAGGCAGACACAGGCUUCAGCAAUCUGGGCAACAACAGCACCUUUUCGUCGCCGAACCACUCCGAGCGUUCCCUCACCACUACCUUGACGACUAUACAAUCGACCGCUCCUUCAAAUGCAUUGGGAGGGAGCAAUGCGCAGAACGCACAGCCUGCAAAUGGACUGCCUGUGCAGUUCUCACACCAGUUCCCAACUUCGCCACCUCCUUCAGCUAUUCCUCCCCAUCUGAACCCGCAACAGCCACAGCCGCACUCUUACCAGGCUGCGACCGCAAACAAUAUCUUAACAGACAAUGCAUCUAUCCUGACGCUAGCAUCCUCUUCCAAGCGCCGACGUCGAAACUCGCUUGACACAAAUGCUUCCGUCCGCGCCCUAGCACCGUCCUCGGUUUGGGGUGGAAGUCGAGAAUCGCUUCCCUUGAGUGUCCUGUCCGGCACGGCCGACACCAUCUACAGCCCAGCUAACAGGCCUGGUGGUGUUAGUGGCUUCGCCAACGCGGAACGCGCAAGCGUGUAUUCGUCUUCAGGGGUUGCGGCACCCGCUUUGCCCAGCGAGCGCAACAGCUAUUAUGCAAACAAGCAAAACACGGACGGAAUGAGCGUUCGCAGCGGACUGUUAGGCCAUGGCCGGACCGAUAGUAUCAACGGCAGCAUUGGACCGAACCCUGCAAGCCCUCUCGCUAGCCCCAGGGAGACGGCGGUACCGGCCAAGAUGAGUCGACGAAGCUCAGACUGGCAAGAUGCGGGUGAGGGUAGCGUUGCGGGAGAUGAGGCAGAUGUUCCAGCGAGUCCUGUCUCAGUCGAGCAUAAUGAUAAGGGAAAAAGCCAAGUGAUAUGA
Didymosphaeria variabile is the source of this 1236-nucleotide messenger RNA. RefSeq lists its product as uncharacterized. Bases 1 to 1236 code for a protein of 411 amino acids. The record is from RefSeq and is a predicted model, not a curated record. The transcript has a single exon. Lineage: Eukaryota; Fungi; Ascomycota; Dothideomycetes; Pleosporales; Didymosphaeriaceae.